GGGAGCGAUCUCGCACCGGCGUACCCUUGUGGGGGCCGUAAAGCGCGGAAGGUCGCGGUCCCCGGCGUUCCCCGGAACUUUUUACUCCCUCUGCCCCGCCUCUUUCCCUUCCCCGUUCCCCGCGUUCUGGUGCCGGGAGCGCUCGCAACUGUUGUGGCUGCUGUCCCGCUGCCGCCGGGGUGGUGCUGACCGCGGAGCGCUCGGAGGCCCGUGAGAGUGAAUGUCGGGGACCUCCGCCAUAGCCGAGUGAGAGCACACCCCCGAGCUGGCGACAGACGGGAUGUUUUUCCGGUUGCUGUCGGCGGUCCGAAGACAAAGGCCCGGCCGAGGAUGGCGGAACUGGUCGUCAGGGAGGAGCGGCGCGUCGGCUGCCGAGGCGCAUUCCGUCACCCUGCCCACCCAGGCGCAGGUGGUCAUCUGCGGUGGCGGGAUCAUGGGCACGUCCGUGGCCUAUCACCUCUCCAAGAUGGGGUGGAAGGAUAUUGUCCUUUUGGAGCAGGGCAGGCUGGCUGCUGGCUCCACGAGGUUCUGUGCUGGCAUCUUGAGCACCGCCAGGCACUUGACCAUCGAGCAGAAGAUGGCAGACUAUUCCAACAAGCUCUACCACCAGUUAGAGCAAGAAACGGGCAUCCAGACAGGUUACAUAAGGACGGGCUCGGUCUUUCUGGCCCAAACUCAGGACCGGCUGAUCUCCCUGAAGCGCAUCAACUCAAGGCUGAAUGUCAUAGGCAUCCCUUCUGAGAUCAUCUCUCCCAAGAAAGUCGCCGAACUUCACCCUCUCCUCAACGUGCACGACCUGGUGGGGGCCAUGCAUGUUCCUGAGGACGCCGUGGUGUCCUCUGCUGACGUGGCUCUUGCCCUGGCCAGUGCUGCCUCCCAAAAUGGUGUCCAGAUCUAUGACCGGACCAGUGUUCUUCAUGUAAUGGUCAAGAAAGGUCAAGUUACUGGUGUGGAGACAGAUAAAGGACAGAUCGAGUGCCAGUAUUUUGUCAACUGUGCUGGUCAGUGGGCAUACGAGCUGGGUCUGUCCAACGAGGAGCCGGUUAGUAUCCCGUUACAUGCCUGCGAACACUUCUACCUUCUGACUCGCCCCUUGGAGACCCCUCUGCAGAGCAACACACCAACUAUUGUGGAUGCUGACGGAAGGAUUUAUAUCCGGAACUGGCAGGGUGGCAUCUUGUCUGGGGGCUUUGAGAAGAACCCGAAGCCCAUCUUCACUGAGGGCAAGAACCAGCUGGAGAUUCAGAAUCUGCAGGAAGACUGGGAUCACUUUGAGCCCCUGCUGAGUUCCCUCCUGCGUCGCAUGCCCGACCUGGAGACCCUGGAGAUCCUGAAGUUGGUGAACUGCCCCGAGACCUUCACCCCGGACAUGAGGUGCAUCAUGGGCGAGUCUCCUUCGGUGCGGGGCUACUUCGUCCUGGCGGGAAUGAACUCUGGCGGCCUUUCGUUCGGUGGAGGGGCUGGGAGGUUCUCAGCGGAGGGUAGAGACUCAGAUGCCGGCACACGUGUCCAUCAGGCAGAGGAUGAACCGAGCCAGAAAGCAAGCUUCAAAGAGAAGAGCGCAGAGGCCCUCCCUCAAGAGAGCACAAGAUCAAGACAGCACAAGAGGUGACAGGGGAUCCUUUCAGAGAAAAGACCACGUGUCUGAACACAAAGUCCCGUUCACAGCAGUCCGGAUCCCUGGGGUCUCCAGGGAGAGGUGAGUGGUCAUCCGCGGUAACGCACGGGGCCUGACCGCCGCGGGACGACGUUGUCAGGUGUGCGGGGAGGCAGGGAAGAGUCCUCCCCCUCACAGUUACAAACAAAGAGGGAAACUACCAAAUUCAGACCGACGAAGUCGGACUUAGCCAAGAGAUUUCAAGGGCGAGUGUUCAAGUGUCAGAAGCAAAGUGUGUGUGUCAAGGUCCUCAACAUAAGUAACUAAUAAAGCCAGAAUGUCUUUUAGAUUCAACCUGAAAUAGUUUUUCAUUUACAAAGAUGAGUGUGGCACAGAGUAUAGGCUGCCUCUAGCGCGCCGCGUUCCUUCCUCCGUCGGGCCCCUGCUGUCCAGUGGGGCAACAUCUCUCUGGGAACAGAGUUCUACCUACCUACUCGCUUAAUAAAUCAACUAAGACCUCCUUAAGCAGUCAGUGAUCAAGUAGGAGUUGUCUGGCUGGGGAAAUGGCAAGCAGUGUCUAGAAGGAAUCUGUCUGAGUAAACAGAACCCAAGAAAUGCCACAGCAGACACAGCUGAGAAUUCUAAGUUGCUCUAAAACAAAAGGCUUUUUAGUACAGAGACCUGACUAGAGCUAAUGCAUCCAAGAUACCAAGAAAACAGUUCAAAAUCUGUAACAGCAGAGGUGGCCCAGCUGACCCCUACCUAACAGCAUGGAGGGCCUUUCCGGUGCCCCAGGCCCUUUUCCAUGCCGGAGCCCCAGAGCGCUGGCUGGCUGAGAGCAGACUCAGGAUGUACUCUCUCCACGCUCAGAACUCAAAGCAGACCCAUGGCAGGGGCGUGGGGGGUGGUCAGCGCUGUGUGGAUCUGUCUGUUCUGGGCCAGAGGAAGCCGCAUUGGGGAGGCCAGCAGCUCUCUCGAACUCAGCACGGCCAGCGAGGUUUGGUUCCUCAACCAAGACCGCACAACCAUCCUGUUCCAAAGGGACCGCAGUGUUCACUGGCUGAGGGCCCACUGCACAAGGGACAGGGGAGGGAGGAUGGACUAAGUCAAAUGCGCUUGGAGAGACUGAGCUUAAGAGGCAGAAAGCAGCAGCAGCGUUCUAGCAGCAGGAAACCGCCUUGGGGCUGUGCACCUUCUGAGAUCAGACCCUUGCAGCCGGGAAAAGCAACACAAAAGGCAACAUGGUUUUUCCCUUUCCAUCACUGGCUUGUUUACUCAGGCCGACAAACGCUCUUGGAGAGCUGAGCGAGACAUGGAGAAAAUUUGAGGCCGGUGGCCCCGGCCUGACACUGUUAACACCCAGAUUGGUAGGGACCUCGGGAUGGUGCCAGGGCCGCUGUUCACUAGAGACCAGACAGCAUCCACGGGAUGCCUCGCGGGGGUGAGGUAGAUGGUCAUCCUCCUACUCGAGGUACCAGGGGGCCAGCCCACGGCACAGGGAAAGGGAGAGGGAUCCGCCUGGCCCAGCAGCAUGGCCCGCGCUCGCACAGGGCUGAGCCACAUACACACAGCGAGCGACUGCUCCGAGAAAAGUCGGCCUCACGGAACUCCUGCCCUGAGGCCUGCACACCACCAGCUUCCCUUGCUUCAAAACACAGCAUUAAAAAUCCGACUGUCCCGGUUACCUACUUCCACAGGUGGAGCUGGCGCCUGUCCUGCCCAUUAGACAUGCUUCUUGUCACCACGGGAAUCUGGGGGGCGAGGAGGAGAGGGAGGAACGGCCCGGAGUGAGUGGUAGAUGGAAAAGUGCAGAAGGGAGGGGGGAAGGUGGAAGGAGAAGAGGUUGCAAAGCAAAAGGUUUAAAAGCAGGUGAAGUUUAAAAUGGCAUCAAGGAGCGGAGAGCUGGGAGGCGGAGGGGAGCCCUGCGGUAGGGUGUGGGGUAGGUGGGGAAGUGAGGCCGCCAGCAUUACUUCCCGUGCAAGUCACUUAGCUCUACGUCGUCCUUUCGGCGCUUGUGAGUGAAGAGCGAGGUGACCGGGUAGAGCUUGGCCUUGGCCUGGAACCGGUGUCCCGCGAUGUCAAUCUCAUACUCUCCCCGGUUAAUAAAAUCUGCUGUCACCACCUGUUCUUCCCCCGUGUCCUCGGAAAAAUUGUGUACAAAGCCCAAGCAGACGUGGCGCUCCAGGGUGUAGCUGUAGGCACUGCUGGUGGUCUUGCCCGCGUACUGCCCGUUGCGGUAAAUGGGCUCCCCCCACCAUGGCCAGAGGUCCAGGUCGGUGUCGUGGUCGUCCAGGAUGAACAUGGUGAGGCGUUUGUACACCCCGUUCUGCUUUUGCUGCAACAGAGCAUCUCGGCCAAUGAAGUCCAUCCCCUAGGAAAGAAGGCAAGGCUGAGACGGGACGGCCGUGCUGGGUGCAAAGGGGCCCCUGGCGUCCCUGGCCUGGGGCAGCACUCGGCACCCCCCCCCAAACCCGGUUUCCCACUGCAUGAAAAACUGCGUUCACCAUAGUAAAGACCUCUUCGGGGACCUUCUGUAACACAAGCAUUUUUCAGAUUUCAACCACAAGACCACACAGAAAAUAUUUAGGAAGAAAAAUCCUCCAAACGUACUCACUAGAAUUAUUUUAGAAAAACUAUGUUUUUAUCUAUGUAGAAUCUCAACAAAAAGCCCACACACGUACAUCUAUAGUCAAUGCUUGUAGGUUCGCAUAGGCAACCUAAGCAGGUAUGAACAGAUAAAAUGGUGUGUUUUAAUUUUCUUGAUACUCUUUGCUAUUUUCCAAAAUUAGUAUUCAUUACUUUUAUAUCGGAGAGAAAACCGUUACCUGUAAUUGUGCACGGAGAAGACUACAGAGCUGUACUGCAAGGGAAGGCCUAAGAUCAUCUGUGCAGCAGGAGCGAGUGCGGGGAGCCCGGCUGGGGGUGGCGGGGAGAGGAGCACACGCUCAGAGGGAGAGAGAGCAGCUCGGGGUGCAGGUUGGUGGGGGGCAGACGUGGGAAAGAGAUUUUUCACUAACAUCCUCUUGACCUAGCACUUUUCUAAAAAAUGAUGUUCCUAUUUACUUUGAAAAGAAAGAAAACUGAGGUAGCUGACUCUAAGAGGAGUACAGUGUACAAAGGUCCAUGGCAUGGAAAUGGAGAAACUUCCCCAACAGCCCUCCGUCUGCAGGAGCGCCAAGCAGGAUGCCUUCCACCUCAGCCGCUCCUUUCUGAGGCCACGUACACUCCUGCGGCAGGGGGUGGCUUGGGGGAGCCCUUGGGCCGCGCAGAUACAGUACCUUCUCCAGUUUCACCCGAGAUUCUCGUCCACAUUCCAGGGGGGUGGUGAGGGUAUUUAAAUCCUGACCCCAGAAGGCAAAAAACUUCUCAAUUCGAAGACUACGAAGCGCAUAGUACCCAGCAUUCCGGAUUCCGUAUUUCUGCCCAACACUCAUCACCUCGUUGUACACGUGCAGGGCAUACUAGAGGGGGAGACGAGAGGUCAGUGACUCGCACAUCAGCUCGACGUGGGGGUGUGUCUGGCAGUGCCGAUGGCAGGCCUCCUAGACUCUGACAAGGCAGAGGGUGUACGAAGUUCUCAGGAUGUCUCAUCUUUGACAAACCAAAGCAUUAUCCCCCCAGGGGUGAUGAGCCAGGGUCCCAACCCCAACAUUAAGCUCCAUGAAAGCAGUACCCCAUCUUUCCCUUCCCUCCAAGGCCUAGAACAGGGAGCAGUCCUCAAGGACCAAUCCUAGACUCGUGCUUACCCCCGCGGCACGGCCAGGCCCAUCCCUGCCCCUGCAGCAGCUCACUCAUCCGCCACGGGCUUUGCUCUCUCGCCCCGCUUGGCUCCCCUGUGACCCUCAUGCACUGCCCGGGCUAGGAAAUGUAUCACACACAACUCUGCCCAGUCUCUGACUUUUUCACAGAGAACAUCACAUCCGGACACCCAGAUCAAGUCACAAAGGAGCCAGGAAGGCAGCCCAGCCCUACCCGUGUCCCACAGCAGCCAGCCUCUCGUGGCAUUCUUUUCUUGGUUCUAGAAACCUUAAGUAUCAGAUACCUUAAGCAAAGUUUUCCAAAUGGAAAGUGAAUGCUCAAUCCCUAACUAAACACGCUGUGUAGAAUCUAAAGCCCAGAACAGAUGAUGUUAUUUGCUAGAAAAACUGUGAAACAAAA
Molecule: messenger RNA, 5755 nt
Organism: Lutra lutra (Eurasian river otter)
Lineage: Eukaryota; Metazoa; Chordata; Mammalia; Carnivora; Mustelidae
Product: pyruvate dehydrogenase phosphatase regulatory subunit, mitochondrial-like
Exons: 11
Coding region: 281-1612 (443 amino acids)
Cellular component (GO): mitochondrion; cytoplasm; mitochondrial matrix
Molecular function (GO): oxidoreductase activity
Source: RefSeq, a predicted model, not a curated record